Messenger RNA from Scomber japonicus (chub mackerel), 2518 nucleotides. RefSeq names its product vacuolar protein sorting-associated protein 4B-like. Bases 134 to 1438 code for a protein of 434 amino acids. Lineage: Eukaryota; Metazoa; Chordata; Actinopteri; Scombriformes; Scombridae. The transcript is spliced from 11 exons. The record is from RefSeq and is a predicted model, not a curated record. Gene Ontology annotation, biological process: vacuole organization; endosomal transport. Gene Ontology annotation, molecular function: ATP hydrolysis activity; ATP binding.
UUUGGGAUGUUUUUCCGACUGCAGUUGUUCUAAAAAUGAAACAUAAGUAAUAGAAAACAGGAUAACAACAGACAUUAUAGGGAUACAGUUGUAUUUGAAGCCUUUGAAGACAGAGUACAGUUUGAGCGACGUAAUGGCUGGUGGCAAUUUACAGAAAGCUAUAGAUCUUGCCAGCAAAGCAUCAGAGGAAGACAAAGCCAAAAACUACGAAGAGGCCCUCAGAUGUUAUCAGAGUGCAGUGCAGUACUUCCUUCAUGUCGUCAAAUAUGAGGCUCAGGGUGAUCGAGCAAAGCAGAGCAUCAGGGCCAAAUGUGCAGACUACCUGGACAGAGCCGAGCAGCUGAAGGAAUAUCUGAAAAAGAAGGACAAGAGUCCAUCCAAACCUGUCAAAGAGUCAAGUGACAAAGGUAAUGAAAGUGAUGAAGGGGACGACCAGGAGAAGAAGAAGUUCCAAAGUCAACUCUCAGAUGCCAUUGUCAUGGAAAAGCCAAACAUUAAGUGGGAUGAUGUAGCUGGACUUGAGGGAGCCAAAGAAGCUUUAAAGGAAGCCGUCAUCUUGCCCAUCAAAUUCCCUCAUCUGUUCACAGGAAAGAGAACUCCUUGGCGUGGGAUUCUUCUCUUUGGCCCUCCAGGAACUGGGAAAUCCUACCUGGCUAAAGCUGUAGCCACAGAAGCCAACAACUCCACCUUCUUCUCCAUCUCCUCCUCUGACCUUGUGUCCAAGUGGUUGGGAGAAAGUGAAAAGUUGGUGAAGAACUUGUUCAGUUUAGCCCGAGAACACAAACCAUCUAUCAUUUUCAUUGAUGAGAUCGACUCCCUCUGUGGUUCCAGGAGCGAGAACGAAAGUGAAGCAGCACGCAGAAUCAAGACAGAGUUCCUGGUCCAGAUGCAAGGUGUUGGAAAUGAUAAUGAUGGAAUCCUGGUUCUGGGAGCCACAAAUAUACCCUGGACACUAGACUCAGCUAUCAGGAGAAGGUUUGAAAAGCGAAUCUACAUUCCUCUGCCUGAGGAGCACGCCCGCUCCUUCAUGUUCAAACUGCAUCUGGGUUCCACCCCCAACGAACUGACAGAGGCAGACUUCAUCACACUGGGCAAAAAGACAGAAGGCUACUCUGGGGCAGACAUCAGUAUUAUUGUCAGGGACGCCCUCAUGCACCCCAUCAGGAAGGUUCAGUCAGCCACGCACUUCAAAAAGGUUCGAGGUUCAUCAUGGAGUAAUCCUGAUGUUGUGGUGGAGGACCUCCUGACUCCGUGCUCACCAGGUGAUCCCAACGCCAUAGCAAUGACGUGGAUGGAGCUUCCCGAGGAUAAACUUCUAGAGCCAGUUGUGUGCAUGGCUGACAUGCUGAGGUCGCUGGCCAACACCAAGCCAACAGUGAACGAGGAGGACUUAGGGAAGCUGCAGAAAUUUACUGAGGAUUUUGGUCAAGAAGGCUAAUAACAGUCACUAUCUGCUCAUAAAUACAGCUGCAACUAACAACUAUCUUCAGUCAGUUACAGGCUUGAUAAAUCGAUGAAUCUGUCACAAAAAUGUUCAUUACAGGUUGCUGGAGCUGAAAGUUCUCAAAUGCAUAAAAUUAUACUUCACAUUAAGAUGUGAAAAAAAAGAAAAGAAAGCAUAUAUUAAGGUUUAACUUGCUAUAAUAGCAGAUGUUUACCAUUCACACUGAAAUGUGAACUAAAACAUUUAAUUGAAUUAUCAAAAUCAUAACUGAUAACGUUUUUGUUGACAUACUAAUCAUUUAAUCAAGUGUUUCUGCACUAUUAACCAUCCACUAAGGAUCAUGUUUACAUCCACACUCUUUAUUUGCAAUGUUUCAUAUUUGUUUUACUCUUUUAUUGCAUGCCUUCAACCAAAGUCAUAAUAAUAGUCUCUAUUUUUUUAAAGAACAUUUUGAUUAAAGGUACCCUGUGGAACUAUGGAACCAUUUUUUAACGAGACAGUCCCCGUUUUGUUGCUGUGUGAUGUGAUAUUGUACCUCCCUCCCUGACAUUAAUAAUACACACCAUGUGUUUUGAUGAGUAACACUAAAUCUAAACAUAACUUUAAUUUGUUUCCAAGGAAACUCCACAGUGCACCUUUAAUCACUCUCAUUGUACAGAUGGUGAUGGCCUUCCAACACUACAUACCUCUUACUUUUAUCCUAGAAGAAUUAUAUUGCACUUGAUAUGAUAAAGUUUUGUUUUUAUAAAUAGGAAUUUAUCCUUGAAAUGUAUGAAGCCACUCUUUUUAAUCUGCAAUUAACUUUUUACGGGUUAUUUUCAUUUGAUUUUACUUGAUACAGUUGUCACUAACAGCUUUAAAAAAGGACAUUUGGGUUUCAAUCAGGUUUCUGAAUUUUACAAGCAAAUGACUGUAAGUGCUGUACAAUAAUGUGAUUAAAAGUAUUUUCUAAACCCAAAUCUUCUUUUGUCUACAAUGACAGUUACAAUGUCAGUGUGCAUAUUUUCUACUCAUUGACAGUUUCCAUCAUGUCAUAUUUGUUAUGAAGGUUUUUUUGUUUAAAGUUGAGCUGUU